AUGGAGAGUACCGUUGCCUUGUUGAAGACUUCUCCGGUUCGAGUCAGUGAUCAGGUUGACGAUUCCACCGUGUACUUUCAUCGUCUUUUUUGGACCUUUCCUCCUUGUGUUGAAGCCUUCCGACAUUGCAAGCCUUUGGUCAGCAUAGACGGUACUCAUCUGUAUGGCAAGUAUGGUGGGAUGUUGCUCCUGGCCAUCGCGCAAGACGAAAACUCCAACAUCAUGCCAAUUGCCUUUAGUCUCGUUGAAGGGGAAAAUGCGGAGUCAUUGUCUUUCUUCCUGACCAACCUGCGGCAACAUGUGACUCCGCAAGAGGGGAUACUAGUCAUCUUGGAUAGGCACAACGGCAUCAAGGCUGCACUUGAGGUACCUGACAGUGGGUGGUUACCCCCUCAUGCGUAUCAAGCAUUUUGCAUUCGACAUGUUGCAGCUAACUUCUCACUUAGUUUCAAGGGCACGGAUGCAAAGCAUUUACUUGUGAACGCUGCUUAUGCGAAGACUGAGGCAGAGUUUGACUAUUGGUUUGAUAUCAUGCGGACUGAGAAUCCGGCGAUGUGUGACUGGGCGAACAGAAUAGAGUACGAUAAUUGGACUCAGCACCAGAAUAGUGGCAGACGAUUCGGUCACAUGACGACCAAUAUAUCUGAGUGUGUUAAUUUUGUAUUAAAGGGUACAAGAAAUCUUCCAGUAACCGCCCUGGUUAAGUCGACAUAUGGUCGGCUUGCGGAGUUUUUUGUGAUUCGAGGUCAGACGGCAGAGGCUCAGUUGGUCCCUGGUGCCCAGUUUUGCCAGUCUUAA
Molecule: messenger RNA, 798 nt
Organism: Arachis ipaensis
Lineage: Eukaryota; Viridiplantae; Streptophyta; Magnoliopsida; Fabales; Fabaceae
Source: RefSeq, a predicted model, not a curated record